GACGGCACUGACUGGCAUCACUGCUGGGCAUUGACUGGCGGCACUGACUGGCACAACCCCUGGGCACUGACUGGUGGCACUGACUGGCAGCACUGCUGGGCUGCACUGGUGGAUGGCACUGGUGGGCAGCACUGGUGGGUGGGCACAGGUGGGUGGCACUGGUGGGCACAGGUGGGUGGCACUGGUGGGCACAGGUGGGUGGGCACAGGUGGGUGGCACUGCUGGGCACAGGUAGAGUGGCACAGGUGGGUGCACUGCUGGGCACAGGUGGGUGCACUGCUGGGCACAGGUGGGUGAUCUGCUGGGCACAGGUGGGCG
This is a messenger RNA of Staurois parvus, 318 nucleotides long. NCBI's taxonomy places the organism in Eukaryota, Metazoa, Chordata, Amphibia, Anura, Ranidae. The record is from the annotation of a GenBank genome assembly.